Messenger RNA from Arvicanthis niloticus (Nile rat), 573 nucleotides. Lineage: Eukaryota; Metazoa; Chordata; Mammalia; Rodentia; Muridae. The record is from RefSeq and is a predicted model, not a curated record.
AUGGACACAUCAAGAGUCUACAGCAAUGUGAAGACAUUUAGGUCUCCAGCGUAUAAGCAAGCAUCAUCUCCAUCUCUCCCCCCAGAUGCAUGUCAGUGCCCACACUGGCAUCAUUUGGCUCUGAAAUUUGGCUGUGCUGGGCUAAUCCUUCUUCUCUUGAGCCUGAUUGGACUCAGUGUCUUAGUGAGAUUCCUGGUGCAAAAACCACCAAUAUGCAGUGUGGCUGCUCAAGAGAACAGGACUGGACUAACAGGAAGAUCAGCCACACUAAAUCGCUGGAGAGUCUGGCAUCCAUAUCAUGAUAAACACUUACUUAUUUCUCAAACUUCUAGACCUUGUGCUAAAGGGCUAGCUGAUUGCUCUAUGAGAGGAACCACUUUGCUGCUCAUUCAAGAUGAAGAAGAAUUGGUAAAAUUGAAAAACUUCUCAAUGGGAAAUGAACAGUUAUUUUCUAUUGGACUCAAUUAUAUACAAGAGAAAAAGAUCUGGAAAUGGGUAAAUGGCUCUAUUUUAAAUCCUGACCUGAAAGUUUUAAAUAAGCUAAUUGGAUUAUUCAAUUCCCAUCUAUUUUAA